AUGGAAGCAGACAACAAGCGUCUUUUGGAAAAAAUGGCAGACCUGGAAGACAGUUCCCACCGCAACAACAUCCGCGUGCGCGGAGUGCUGGAGACUAUAGUGCAGGAAGAUCUGCCAUCUUACCUGCUAUGGCUCUUUCAAGCAAUACAGGCUAGCCUGGAACCGGCGGAUCUCCGCUUAGACCGGGCACACUGGGUGCCAAAGCCCCAAAACCUUGCGCAAGAUGUCCCAAGGGACAUAGUGACCAGACUCAAUUACUACAGCGCCAAAGAAGCCAUACUCACAGCGCAAAGGAAGGCUUCAGAGAUACCGCCUACCUACGUGGGAAUAGCCCUCUAUGCUGACAUCUCACCAACAACGAUGUCCAGGAGAGGGGACUUUAUCAAUGUGACAAAAUGCCUCAGAAACAACAAACUACCCUACAGAUGGGGAUUCCCCACAAAACUCCUAAUCUGGUGCAACGGCUCUCUUACAAAAAUUGAGGAUCCGGCCCAGGGAAUGGAGAAACUGAAGACCUGGGGACUAUUUCCCGACACGAGGACGGCCGCCUCACAGGCCGCCACAUGGAAGGUGACUGCAGACUGA
Messenger RNA from Pelobates cultripes (western spadefoot toad), 585 nucleotides. The record is from the annotation of a GenBank genome assembly. Lineage: Eukaryota; Metazoa; Chordata; Amphibia; Anura; Pelobatidae.